AUGGUGCUUCUGUCGAUGACAGAGAUACGGAAAUUCAAUGCUUCAUAUCGUGAACAUGAAAAUGAACGUCCCAUUAGUCCGGAGGAGAAAGAAGGAAAUGGUUUUGCUGUUAAAAGUGAACCCAUCAGGGCACCACCUUCCAUUGAAGUCCCUGAAUUAUCAUUUGAAGAACUGAAAGAAAAGACUGACAAUUUUGGGUCAAAGGCUUUGAUUGGUGAGGGAUCAUAUGGAAGAGUGUAUUACGCUAUUCUGGACAGUGAAAAACAUGUUGCCGUUAAAAAGCUUGAUGCUUCAACAGACCCUGAACUUGAUAAUGAGUUUUUGACACAGGUAUCCAUUGCCUCAAAACUAAAACAUGAUAAUUUUGUGGAGAUGCUUGGAUAUUGUGUGGAAGGAAAUCAGCGUCUAGUGGCCUAUGAAUUUGCUACAAUGGGUUCUCUGCAUGAUAUCUUGCAUGGAAGAAAGGGUGUUCCAGGUGCACAGCCUGGUCCAUCACUUGAUUGGAUGCAGCGGGUUAAGAUUGCUAUUGAUGCUGCUAAAGGGCUAGAGUAUCUUCAUGAAAAGGUGCAGCCUUCAAUAGUCCACCGGGACAUACGGUCUAGCAAUGUUCUUCUGUUUGAGGACUACAAAGCGAAAAUUGCAGAUUUCAAUCUUUCAAAUCAGUCUCCAGAUAUGGCUGCUCGUUUGCAUUCUACUCGUGUCCUUGGAACCUUCGGCUACCAUGCUCCCGAGUAUGCCAUGACUGGCCAGCUAACUCAGAAAAGUGACGUAUAUAGCUUCGGAGUUGUUCUUUUAGAGCUUCUAACAGGAAGGAAACCAGUAGAUCAUACAAUGCCUAGAGGUCAGCAGAGUCUGGUUACAUGGGCAACACCUCGAUUGACUGAGGACACAGUGAAACAAUGUGUUGAUCCAAGAUUAAAGGGAGAGUAUCCUCCAAAGGGAGUUGCCAAGCUUGCGGCUGUGGCGGCACUCUGUGUGCAAUAUGAAUCUGAAUUUAGACCCAGCAUGAGCAUCGUAGUUAAGGCACUCUCUCCCCUUCUUCAACAUAAACCGCAACCACCACCAGCCACUACUACUGAUGCAAGAGCACCUUCGGAUGCCUGA
Miscanthus lutarioriparius is the source of this 1104-nucleotide messenger RNA. Lineage: Eukaryota; Viridiplantae; Streptophyta; Magnoliopsida; Poales; Poaceae. The record is from the annotation of a GenBank genome assembly.